Molecule: messenger RNA, 687 nt
Organism: Monosiga brevicollis MX1
Lineage: Eukaryota; Choanoflagellata; Craspedida; Salpingoecidae
Exons: 5
Coding region: 1-687 (228 amino acids)
Molecular function (GO): GTP binding; GTPase activity
Source: RefSeq, a predicted model, not a curated record
AUGGCCAGUCAGGAAGACGCUGCUGAAACUUACAAGAUUGUGGUCCUGGGGAACGGGACUUCGGGCAAGACAUCUGUCAUUCGUCGCUACUGCCAAGAUGGCUUUGGCAACGCCUACAAUCAGACCAUCGGCCUCGACUUUUUCAUGAAACGACUCAAUCUGCCCGGCGACAAGUAUGUCACCCUGCAGAUCUGGGACAUUGGGGGCCAAGCCAUUGGUGGUAAAAUGAUUCGCAACUACCUCGAGAACGCCAAGGGCGUCAUACUAGUAUAUGACAUCACCAACCGUGACUCGUUUGAGGAUCUCGCCGAUUGGUACCAACUCGUGGUGGACACUUGCUCGGACUCGGGCAUGCCACAUGUCGGGCUCAUGGCCAACAAAAUGGACCUGGCUCACAUGCGUGCCGUCCCCGCCGAGCGCCAUGACGACUUUGCCGCACGUCACCAAAUGCUUAGCUUUAGCGUAUGUGCUAAAGACGGCAGCAACGUUGAUCUCUCCUUUCGUCAACUCGUGGCCAAGAUAACACGCAUCAGCAUCUCCCCUGCCGAAAUGGAAGCCUUUCGCACCAAGCGCAUGACCGCCGGUAUUGUCAAUCAUCCCAAGGCUCCCAGCGACCCCUCCACUGUUCCUAAACCCUCUGCGGCCACUCAAGGCAAACCUCGUUCAACCCUGUGCCAUGUCAUGUAA